CAACUUCCUCCACGUCUCCUUCCUCGCAACUCUUCACUCUUCCCAUCUCUACACACGCCCCACCUCCUCAUUUCCGUAUAUAUACACACACUUGUAUCUCUUAUACGCCAUAGCAAGAUCAAGACGAAGACCCAAAAGCCGAACUCGAAUCUCGAUUCCAAUCGACGAAGAUGCUGAUCGAUUCGGACACGAAACACGAACCGGGCUCGGUCGUGAUCCGAGAGGUCUGGGCGGAGAAUCUCGAAUCAGAGUUCGAGCUGAUCCGAGAGGUGAUCGACGACUACCCAUUUGUCUCCAUGGAUACAGAAUUUCCCGGCGUAAUUUUCAAGGCGGACCCCGCCGUGCUCCGCCGCAAUAACCGUCCCUCCGACCUAUACAAGCUCCUCAAGUCCAACGUCGAUGAGCUCUGCCUCAUCCAAGUGGGCCUGACCUUGUCGGAUUCCGACGGGAACCUCCCGGACCUCGGGACGCGAGGCAGGAACCGAUUCAUCUGGGAGUUCAACUUCAGGGACUUCGACGUGACACGUGACGCACACGCGCCGGACUCGAUCGAGCUCCUCCGCCGACAGGGCAUCGAUUUCGAACGGAACCGCCGCGACGGCGUCGACUCCGGUCGGUUCGCGGAGCUGAUGAUGUCUUCGGGAUUGGUCUGCAACGAGGCCGUGACGUGGGUCACCUUCCACAGCGCGUACGAUUUCGGGUACCUAGUGAAGAUACUCAUGCGCCGCCGUCUCCCAGGCGCGUGCGAGGAGUUUCUCAUGCUGCUGAGGGUGCUCUUCGGACAGCGAGUGUACGACGUGAAGCACAUGAUGAGGUUCUGCGAGAAGAGACUGUACGGAGGGUUGGACCGGUUGGCGCGGUCGCUGGAGGUGAACCGGGCGGUGGGGAAAUGCCAUCAGGCGGGUUCGGACAGCCUGCUGACGUGGCAGGCGUUUCAGAGGAUGAGGGACUUGUACUUCGUGGAAGAUGGGCCGGAGAAACACGCCGGCGUUUUGUACGGUCUCGAGGUUUUUUGAUUGGGGGAAUCUAAAUUGAUUCUCUUAUGAUGAUUAAUUAUUUGUUAUAGUUCAAAAAAUAAGAUGAUGAAAUCUGCUUGGAAAUUGUCCAGCUUUGUACAUGAUGAAUGAAUACACUAGUACUCAUUAUUACUCGCCCCAUUGGUAGACGAGUAACC
This is a messenger RNA of Tarenaya hassleriana, 1174 nucleotides long. RefSeq names its product probable CCR4-associated factor 1 homolog 11. The record is from RefSeq and is a predicted model, not a curated record. Lineage: Eukaryota; Viridiplantae; Streptophyta; Magnoliopsida; Brassicales; Cleomaceae. Gene Ontology annotation, cellular component: CCR4-NOT core complex; P-body; CCR4-NOT complex. The coding region runs from base 171 to 1016 and encodes 281 amino acids. The transcript has a single exon. Gene Ontology annotation, molecular function: poly(A)-specific ribonuclease activity; nucleic acid binding.